AUGGAUUACAGUAGGCCAUGCGCCAACUGUCAAGACUUUGGUGCUACUUGCGAGUAUCUCCCACCAAAGUCAAUGAUACAUCGAGAACAACAGAAAUCUGUCCAGGCAGUUCAGGCGGUAGAAGAUCGAGUUGCCGAGCUCGAAUCUAUUCUUCGAAGGGAAGGUUUCGGCCCGCAUGGAGAGAAACGCAAGCAGCGAGCCGACGACGACGGCUGCUAUACACAGUCGCCUUCCGCCUUUGAGGCGCCACCAGGGAAACGAUGGCGGCCUUCCCCAGCACCUACGGAUGCAAGGUCCGAUGUGUCAUCGCCAUUACCAAAGAGAAUGGCAGUCACCACUGUUGUCGAGAUCCUGCGCGACCUCUCAAUAGAAGCAUCCGGAGGCUAUAUCGGGGCGUCUUCCCAGAUCACCAUGGGGCGAAUGAUUAGCUCGAUAGUCCAGGCGAGAGAGUACAAUGUCAACGGCUCCACGGAAAGGGGGUGGGAGCAUUUGAGCCCCAAAUCAGCAAACACUGCAUCCGCUUCGACGACUGCUGGGUUAGAGCUGUCACAAGUACCCCAUGAAAUUGCCGAAAAGCUACUUUAUGGUUAUGUCCGCCACAUAUCGACCCGAUGGCCAGUCAUACAGACCCCGUUCGUGCGCCUGCUGCAUACGGAGCGCCAUACUCUGUCCGACGCAUUCUUCACGAGUGUUUUGCAUUUGAUAUAUGCGAUAGGCGGCAGGUUUCUUGAGACCACUGGCGAGACGGGAGAUUUCUUUCCCGAGCAGCAUUACGACCAAGCUCUCAAGAGCCUUGACGAUAUUCUACGGCUUCAUGACAUACGAUCUGUGCAAUUCCUUCUUCUGCUCUCGAUAUUCAGCCUGCGCUCCCCAAGGGGUCCUGGGGCAUGGACAUACACGGGUCUGGCCAUGCGAACCUGUAUUCUUCCUUUGGACAUUGAUGAAUCUUGCGAAGAUAUGGAAGUACUCGAGAAAGCAGCGGCGGCUGCCACGGUUGAAACCCCAGACAGUCCCACACCUAAAUCAACAUCCAUGACAGGCUUCAUCUACAUCUGCAAAUUGCGCAAGUUGGAGUCGAAUAUCCAACAAUCCAUCUAUCGGGUCGACCAAUCCGCACCUGCUACGGAAGCUGAAGUCGAGCGUUUCAUUCAGCAGCUUGAAGACUGGAAAGCCAGCAUGCCCAUAGAUGCUGCAUCUACAAACCCCGAAGCCAUGAUAGUAGAUGGAUAUGACAAUUAUAUGGUUUACUACUACAAAUGUCUUCGCUUCCUUCUGCAUCCAGUCAUUCUGUCUGCAGAAUUGUCGGACAAGAAAUAUUUGAUCAAAUGCGCAGAAGCUUGUGGAGGAGUAUGCAGAACCUACAAGAAGCUCCAUCAGUCUGUUCCGGUUGGAUUCAGCGUAAUGGCUCUUCACUCGAUAUUCCUGGCUGGCCUGACACUUAUAUACUGCGCUUGGGCUGCACCAAAGGAGGUCUUCAGCAUCAGCACCAGCAACGACAUGAAUGCUUGUAGCAUUGUUUUAUACAUGCAAGUCAUCACGGAGCGAUGGCCAGGUGCAAGAAAGUAUCGAGACGUCUAUGAGUCAAUCAAGCAAAUGGUACUAGACUCAAUUGAAGAGGGCCAAUACGAACCUCGGCGGGCAAUCACCAAUCUCCGUCCAGGCCUGCAUGCGGCCCUCAGAGCAAUUGACCACCAUGACGAUGGCCAAGGAGAGUAUAGCGCUUCUUCCAUGGUGACUGAUAUGGCUGGAGGUUCGCUACCACCAGAUCCUGAAGCGCCACAGAUUUCAGCUUCGAAUUGCUCUGUCAACAUACCUGGCACACAGUCUCACUUUAACAUGAUGCUGCCUCUGGAGCUUCACGAGCCUGACGGAUUCACGGAUACACUAUUCGCAACACCUACUAGUGAUUGGAUGAUGGCAUAA
Molecule: messenger RNA, 1923 nt
Organism: Pestalotiopsis fici W106-1
Lineage: Eukaryota; Fungi; Ascomycota; Sordariomycetes; Amphisphaeriales; Sporocadaceae
Exons: 9
Coding region: 1-1923 (640 amino acids)
Biological process (GO): positive regulation of transcription by RNA polymerase II; DNA-templated transcription
Molecular function (GO): DNA-binding transcription factor activity, RNA polymerase II-specific; zinc ion binding; sequence-specific DNA binding
Source: RefSeq, a predicted model, not a curated record